UACUUUACAGCUACGAAUUCCUGAUAAACAAAGAUGACCCUUUACUUUAAAUUGUAUUAUAAAUCUUUAACACAAAUUCUUAGUUGAGUGUCCUCAGACAGCAAAGCUUGAAACCCUUCAAGACGAAGUGGGAAACUGGUUUAGAGGCACAAUCUCACCAUGUCUGCAAAGCGUAAAGGAGUGAGUGCGGAGGAAAAGAGGACUCGAAUGCUUCAACUGUUCUACGAAAAACAAGAUUUUUUCCAAUUGAAGGAGCUCGAAAAAAUAGCGCCAAAAGAGAAAGGAAUCAUAGCACAAUCAGUCAAAGAUGUUGUUCAAAAUUUAGUUGAUGACGGACUGGUAGACACUGAUAAAAUAGGAACAUCCGUUUAUUUCUGGGCAUUUCCAAAUAAAGCUAAGCACACCCGAAAGAGAAAAAUUGAUGAACUGUCCGGAAAGUUGGAAGAACGCAACAAAACACUCAAGAGAGUUCGAGAAAAUCUGAUAGCUAGCAAGUGUGGCAGAGAAGACACAACUCACCGAACAGAAAUUUUAGAAAAACUGAGCAAUUUGAAAAGUAGAGAGACUGAACUGAAGAAAAAAAUCCAGUCUUAUCAAGAUUCCGAUCCUGAAGUCAUUGAGCAAAUGAAAGCACAAAUCAAAGAAGCUAAAACAGCAGCCAAUCGUUGGACAGACAACAUAUUUGCUCUGAAAAGUUGGUGCAAAAAUAAGUUCUGUAUUGAUGGACAAGUUCUCGAUAAACAAUUUGGCAUUCCAAGUGAAAUGGAUUAUCUAGAUUGAAAAUGGGCGUACCUCACUCAUGUUUGAUUUUCUCCUCAAGUACUACGACUCCAGAUAUUUUUAUUCCAAAUUGUAAUAGAGUAAGGAAAUUGGAAUUUUUGAGUAAUUCUUAAUGGAAUUAUUAUUUUCUUUGCUAUGUUAAGUUGUAAAUAAUAAAAUAAAUUUUAUUCUGUUAA
Messenger RNA from Bemisia tabaci, 956 nucleotides. RefSeq names its product meiotic nuclear division protein 1 homolog. Lineage: Eukaryota; Metazoa; Arthropoda; Insecta; Hemiptera; Aleyrodidae. Gene Ontology annotation, biological process: reciprocal meiotic recombination. The record is from RefSeq and is a predicted model, not a curated record. Gene Ontology annotation, molecular function: double-stranded DNA binding. Gene Ontology annotation, cellular component: nucleus.